Molecule: messenger RNA, 747 nt
Organism: Lycium barbarum (goji berry)
Lineage: Eukaryota; Viridiplantae; Streptophyta; Magnoliopsida; Solanales; Solanaceae
Exons: 2
Coding region: 1-747 (248 amino acids)
Source: RefSeq, a predicted model, not a curated record
AUGAAUUUGCGGUCCAAGUAUGGUGAUUGUAACAUUCUUUAUAAUUUUCAAGAAGCUGCAAAAGCAUACACAUCAGAUGAGUUCUCUGUUUAUUUUGAUGCAAUAAUGGAAUCAAAUGUGGAAGCUGGUUGGUAUCUUGAAAAUGAUAUUGGGUUUGAGAAAUGGGCGAGAGCCUGUUUUCCUGGAAAUAGAUACAAUUUGAUGACAACAAAUAUUUCAAAAUCACUCAACGCAGUUUUAAAGGUUCAAAGAAGUUGGCCUAUUGUUUCUGUACUCAAAGCUAUCCAAGAUAAUAUGAUCAAGUGGUACGUUGAACGCAGCGGCAGAGCUCAAAAUAGCAUUCAUUUCUUAACCUCUAAAGCUGAGGGGUUGGUUCGAGAUCAUUAUGUUGCCUCUUGUUUGCUAGCUCCUACCGGUUUAAACGAACAUGAGUUUCAUGUACAUGGUGACAUAGAUUGUUUGAUGGAUAAACUCCCGUGUAAGCACGCGAUAGCAGUUUUGAAACUAACCCCAGGCCAAGACAUAUGGGAGGAGAUAUAUAAAUUGUGUGAUUCUAAAUACCUGAAUGAGACGUGGAAAAAAGCUGGGGAUAGAACAAUUUAUCCUGUUCCUCACCCAAAAAUAUGGAUGAGACAAUCAGAGGAACAAAGAGUGGUUCAUCAUCCUUCCAUAAAAUUGCCUAAAGGUCGCAAGAGAGAGAAUUGUGCUCCUUCAAUUGGCGAUAAUCCAAAGAGGAAGAAGCAAUGA